Molecule: messenger RNA, 2339 nt
Organism: Salvia miltiorrhiza (redroot sage)
Lineage: Eukaryota; Viridiplantae; Streptophyta; Magnoliopsida; Lamiales; Lamiaceae
Product: BTB/POZ domain-containing protein SR1IP1
Exons: 5
Coding region: 400-2178 (592 amino acids)
Molecular function (GO): protein binding
Source: RefSeq, a predicted model, not a curated record
AAUGGAAGUUUGAAAAAAGAUUUUGACAGUUUUUUGUGGAGGAUAAGAAAUUUCUUAAUUUGGCGCCAUCCUUUCAUAAAUGUGACUCCCACCACACACUCUUCACCAAAAUCUCUUCCCACCCACAUUCCCAUUUUCUCCUAAUAUUAUCCAACGCUUUACUCAUAUCUCCACUUAAAUUAGAGCCCUAAAAUGGGGAAUUCAAAUUCCUCCCCAGUGAUGAUAAUAAUUAGCAUGGUCGCCAGAAAUGGAGAAUAUAUAUGGUAUUGUACGACCUGCAGAUUUGUUUAAGGAUUGUCAUCUCGCAAUCCAUGCUUCUGUACAUAGGCCAUGGCUAUGUUUAAGAUUUUCCCUCUCUUUUUUUUGCCGCAAUAAAUGAGCUUUUUAAGUAAGUAAUCCAUGGAUCUUCAACCAGACGCUGCAAACAUGUCUACCAAGAAGAAGGACCUUCUCUCCACUGCCAUGAAGAGGACUAGUGAAUGGAUUUUUUCACAGGAGAUUCCUAGUGAUGUAACUGUGAAUGUUGCAGGAACUUCCUUUUCUUUACACAAGUUCCCAUUGGUCUCAAAAUGCGGAUAUCUGCGGAAGCUGGUGUCGGAGUCCUCCGACGCCGACGUCUCCGCGGUGGAGCUCCCCGACGUCCCCGGCGGGGCGGAGGCGUUCGAGCUGGCGGCGAAGUUCUGCUACGGCAUAAACUUCGAGAUAACCACCGAGAACAUCGCGAUGCUGCGAUGCGUCGCGGAGCAUCUGGAGAUGACAGAGGAGUACGCGGUGGGGAACCUGGUGGCGCGAUCGGAGGCCUACAUAAACGAGGUAGCGCUCAAGAGCCUCGCUGGCGCGGUCUCCGUCCUGCAUUCCUCCGAGAACCUCCUCCCCACGGCGGAGAAGGUCAAAUUGGUCAGCCGCUGCAUCGACGCCACCGCGCUCGUGGCGUGCAGGGACUCCCGAUUCGCCUCGCCCGAUCCGUCCGCCGGAGCCGCCGCGGCCGCCGAUUGGUGGGCGGAGGAUCUCACCGUGCUGCGGAUCGAUCUCUUCCAGCGAGUCCUCAUCGCGAUGAUGGGGAGAGGGUUCAAGCAGUACGCCCUAGGCCCGAUCCUCAUGCUGUACGCGCAGAAAUCCCUUCGAGGUUUGGACAUAUUCGGGAAGGGGAGGAAGAAGAUGGAGGCGCGGCAGGAGCAUGAGAAGAGAGUGGUGUUAGAGACGAUAGUGAGCCUCCUGCCGCGGGAGAGGAACGCCAUGUCAGUGAGCUUCCUGUCGAUGCUGCUACGGGCGGCGAUAUUUCUGGAGACGACGGUGGCUUGCCGGCUGGACCUGGAGAAGAGGGUGGGGAUGCAGCUAGGGCAGGCGGUGCUCGACGACCUCUUGAUCCCCUCCUAUUCCUUCAACGGCGACACGCUCUUCGACGUCGACACCGUGCAGCGGGUCGUCGUCAACUUCUUGGAAGCGGAAAUACAGGAUGGUAGAGUGGGAUCAUACAAUCCAGAUGAAGAUUUGGAGCGUGUGACUAAAUUGAUGGAGGAUUACCUCUCCGAGCUCGCUUCUGAUCUUAAUCUCUCCGUUUCCAAGUUCACAUCUCUUGCAGAACUCAUCCCUGAACACUCCAGAUCAACAGAGGAUGGAAUGUAUAGAGCAAUCGACAUCUACUUGAAGGCUCAUCCUGCAUUGAGCGACAUGGAGAGGAAGAAAGUGUGCAGUGUGAUGGACUGCCAGAAGCUCUCCCGAGAGGCGUGCGCCCACGCCGCUCAGAACGACAGGUUACCGGUUCAAACGGUGGUGCAGGUGCUCUACUACGAGCAACAGCGUCUGCGGGAAGUGAUGGACGGCAGCCUAGCCGAAUCCCCUGCUCUGGCACCGAAGCUGACGCCCUACACGGUGGACGUCCACCCGGUCUCGGACGAGCUCUCCAGCCUGCGGAGGGAGAAUCAGGACCUGAAGCUGGAGCUGGUGAAGCUGAAGAUGCGGUUGAAGGAGAUUGAGAGAUCAUCAUCUGGUGAGAAGCCUGCAGGCGCUACGGCUAUGAGUAUGAAUAGUCCCUCCAAACCUCCUCUGCCUAAGAAAUCAUUCAUGAGCUCUGUGGGGAAGAAACUUGGUAGGAUUAUGAGGGCUGAUGGACUCUCGCCUCACCCUGCCAAAGGUAGGACUAAACCUAAUAAAGACAGGCGCCAUUCCAUAUCAUGAUACAUUUCUUCUUGCCUUUGUUUUUUCCUGAUUAACUGAUUUUGGGGGUUGUAUAUGCUUGUACAAGUCGUUCGUGCUUGUGUGUAUAUGUAAAUUAUGUUGUGAACUUGAGUGCAAAUUGGUGAUAUUGAUCGAUGUGAUUUUGAGAUUAUUUCAACAAA